Messenger RNA from Chlorella variabilis, 603 nucleotides. RefSeq lists its product as hypothetical. The transcript is spliced from 4 exons. Bases 1 to 603 code for a protein of 200 amino acids. The record is from RefSeq and is a predicted model, not a curated record. Gene Ontology annotation, cellular component: mitochondrion; ribosome. NCBI's taxonomy places the organism in Eukaryota, Viridiplantae, Chlorophyta, Trebouxiophyceae, Chlorellales, Chlorellaceae. Gene Ontology annotation, biological process: translation. Gene Ontology annotation, molecular function: structural constituent of ribosome.
AUGUCUCGCUUGCAGCGAGCUGCAUCCCAGCUGCUGGCCACUCAUCAGCUGCUGCAGUGGCGGGGUGCUAAGGCGGUGCCUACCAAGCUCUCAGUGGAGCUGCUGAAGGACGUGGAAGGCGUGGGGUCUGCGGGGCAGCUGGCGCGGGUCAACCAUGGCUAUGCCCGCAACUUCCUGGUGCCCAACCGGCUUGCGAUGCCAGCAGCGGCGGGCCCGCACCGCAGCAGGCGACCUCCUGCUGCGGAGGCAGGCAGCAGCGCGAGCGCAGCGCAGCAGGCGGCAGCGGCAGCAGAACGCAACAGCCCAGCGCAGCUGACUGUCGAGAAGCAUCAGCAGCAGUUUGACAAGCUGAUGAAGACGCUGACGGGCAGCACGCUGAUACUGAAGCGGCGCACAAAGGAUGGGCAAACGCUAGAGCAGGCACUGCAGGCGCAAGACAUUGCAGAUGCGGUGGCAAGGCAGUUUCGCAUAAGGGUGGUUGGUGAUAUGGUUGAUUUGGGAGGAGAAGAUUUGAGCGUGGUGGGCGAAUACCACCUGCCACUCAAGCUGGAGCUCCCCAGUGGCGAGCGUGCCAUGCUUGACGUCAGCGUCGCCUCAACCUGA